CAAAUUGCUAUGUAGAGUAAUGAAAAUUCUUUUUUCUCUCCGACAAGAUAUAUUAUUAUUAGAUCCCAAUCUUCUCCGCGUAUUCUUCUCUCUCUUGGGUUGGACCUCCGCAGGAUAAGAGAAGACGGAGCAGCGAGAGAGGGCGGGCGGCAAAGGAAAGUUUCUUCUUCUUGAACCUUCCCCUUGGGAGGAGAGAGAAGAAGUUACUUGCACCCUUUUAGAGAGAGAAGGCUGACCCGUACGAUACGACAUGGAUUCAGUUCCUCCAACCGGACCCAACGACGGCUCGGUCGUCGUCGCUCACAAAGAUGUUGAGGCCUACGCGUUGGCGGUCGAUCCCUUCUUGGUUGAGGCUCUGCAAAACCCUCGUCAUCGUCUCACCAUUCUGCGGAUGGAACUCGAUAUUCAGAAGUUUUUGCAGAACACCGAGCAGCAGCAGUUUGAGUUUCAACAUUUCCCUACUUCCUACCUCCGUCUUGCAGCACAUCGUGUUGCUCAGCACUAUGGCCUGCAGACUUUGGUUCAGGAUAAUAUCUUAGAUGGUCUUGGUACUAAAAUUGUGGUCAAAAAGUUGCCAGAAAGCAGAUACCCUGCUGUCCGUUUAUCAGAAGUACGUGCUAAACAGACAGAAGAUGGCAAACAUGAGCACAUUAAAAUUGUCAUGAGGCCAAGGCAUAAUAAAGCUUCCCUAAAUGGAGAGAGUGAAACAGGAGUCAAACGGAGUUCCUUGAGGACUGUGGAAGAGAGGAAGGAGGAGUACGAUAGGGCACGAGCCCGCAUUUUCAGCAGCCCUAGCAGCCCCGAGUUAGAAGAAUACAUGUAUCAGGCUCCAUUAGAUGGGAAGAAUAUCUGUAUAAAUGGAGAAGAAAAUGAAGCUUCCAGAAAUUACAUGUUUGAGUUAGAGAAAUCCCUCAGUGUAAGGGAUGGUUGUACUUCUUCUCGUGUCGCCAUUCUCAGAGAUAGGGAGAAGGAUCGUAUUGAUCCAGAUUACGACCGGAGUUACGAAAGGUAUGUUAAGAAUGUUCCAGCCAACCAAAGCUUCAUGGUGCCAUUCGAUAUGCAGAAGUUUCAACCUCCAUUUGUGCAAUAUGAUACUGGUUUUCCUCAUUUGGGUCAGAUGCCCAGAACCCAAGCUUCUCUAAGCUACAGAACCCCUAUCAUGGGACCUUUAUGUUCCACAGGAUUCAAUCAGACAUCUAGGGAUGCUGUCUAUAUGCAGUGGCCGACUUCUGCUAUGAUGUAUGCACAGUCAUAUGAACAAUUUAGACAUGCUGUUUUUCAGGCCCCUUACAUUCAGCAGCCUCUGAGCUUUGAUUACUCUCAAAACCAUUGAUUCAUCAGAUGUGAAAGUUUGUAUAACAGAACUAAAUACAGUGUCUUCUCCUAUUUAGAAUUGGCGUUAUGUUAGGUUACUUGUUGCUUAAGGACUUAGCAUAUUUCAAACCACAUUAGUCGGAGCGAUUUUCUUUUUUGGUGUGUCGAUGGAUCCAACUAGUUACUGAUGAGUUGUUAUUUUUUGUUGGCUUUAAUCUACCUUAUUUUGCAGUCUCA
This is a messenger RNA of Rhododendron vialii, 1551 nucleotides long. RefSeq lists its product as uncharacterized. Gene Ontology annotation, molecular function: nucleic acid binding. Lineage: Eukaryota; Viridiplantae; Streptophyta; Magnoliopsida; Ericales; Ericaceae. The transcript has 4 exons. The record is from RefSeq and is a predicted model, not a curated record. Bases 251 to 1333 code for a protein of 360 amino acids.